AGAAAUUGGACGCCGUGUAAAUUACAGGUCCAAAUAUUAUUCAAACUAUUCCUUAUUGAAUCUUACGCACAUUAAAACAUUAAAACUCAUUAAUCAGUGAAGCCUACCAAUAGAAUCAAGUUCAUAAUUUUGAAGUGGACAGAUCUAGCCUCUUAAUUGCGGAAAAAAGUCGGAUGCAGAGAAAGAAAGUGAGUCUAUUUCCUUGGUUGAUGUAGAAAAUGUUGGAAGUGAACAAAUCCGAGGACUGCGAUUGGAGCAAUGGUGGGGGCCGUUCGCAACGCCGGCGAGUAGUUAACCAGCAACGAGUGCAGGCCCAUAGACCCACGAGGAAAGGUGCCGGUAUCAUUUCGAGUCGGGAAUCAGCAAAGAACGUUACUGCCAGAAGUUUCAAUAUAUUUGCAUUAUUCACGUUAACGAGUUGCGUUAUUAAGACUCAUAUCAGUGUCAUACGUUACAUUAUCAGAUGCAUGAUGGGGAUGAUGGGCAUGUUCAAGUGGUUGAGAAAGGACAUCAUUCAACGCGAUCGGAAUCGCCGGCCUCUGUCACCAAAAUUCGAUGGCCUCAAUAACGAGGCGUACAGAAAUGCGAUCCAAGCAUUCAUCGAGAGGCGAAAAAGUCCGAGUGACUCGAACUUCAUUGUGGCCCCAAACAGCCCAGACAAAGUUCGGCUGGAUUUUCUCAUCAAGAAAAAUUACGAGAACAACAAAAAUAAGAACAAUAAUCGAGAAGGAAUGAUGAUGCCGGGUGUGCCACACGUGCCUGCGCCUGAUAUUUUCGAGAUCGGUUGGGUGGCGGGCACUGAGGAUCGGUACUUGGAGCUUAUUUACGCUGAGUGGCAUAAUACGAGGGUGUCGUUGAGGAGGCAUAUCCAUCCUGAUUGUAAGAAUGCUGUGAGGGCAGAUCUUGAAGUACUUUCAGAAAUCCGUCACCCAAAUGUUUUACUUCUGAUGGGCACAACUCAAACUGAAGAGCAUGGUCUCGUAGCGAUUUUCGAGCCAGUGGAUUGUACUCUUUUCAACUACAUUCACGAACAGGGUGAACGAAUAUCGGUUCAAGGUGUAGCAAAAUGUGCCGGAAAUUUGACAGCAGCCCUGAAACAUGCCCACAUGCGUGGCUACAUCCACAGUGCUAUAAGCCCCCACUGCGUCUUCCUCGCAUCCACGGGGAUUGUCAAACUCGGGGGCUGGGAAUUAGCUACCAAUGUCAAUGGACCAAAGAUAUUUCACGAUUACGAGGAUCGUCUUCGCUCAGAGAUCUUCCGCUGGCAGGCACCUGAGCUCCUCAGUGGUCAUGAGGCCUCAGCAGCCACCGACAUUUACAGCCUGACACUGCUAAUGUGGGAGAUGUGCACGACGAAUAUACCCUGGAACAACCUGAGUAAAACUGAAGUAGAAAGACAGUACCUUCACUACAGAAGAGGAGUAAUAAUCGAUCUCUACAACUUCCCUCCCCUCCUCAACAAUCUUCUCGAUGCAGGUCUCCAGUUGGACGUCACUAAGCGCACCUUGGACAUGUCAAAGCUGAGCAGAUACCUCCAGAGACUAGAGAUGCAGUACGAGGACGACGAGCCUAUUUACAUCGAGCAAAUAACAAACAACAACAACAAACCAGAAACUCCCCCGAGCUGCAAAUCUCCAGUUGUCACCAAAUGCACAUCUGCAGAGUCACCAAGGCGUCACACAAGACAAUCGGUGGCUUAUCAGACCUCAGCAAACGACAAACCAAAGCCCCCUGACUCUAUCGAAACUCGAGACAUCUUGGACGAAGUGCUCAAGUCCACAAGUGUUAAAAAUGCAAAUGUAAUUACCAAAAACAUGAGAACUGACGCCAGCAAAAAUCGAGAUCUAAAAAUCAGAAGAACAUCGUGCACAGCAGGAACCAAUGAUUCACCUGAGGAAGCCCCCAGUGAUCCUAGAGUGAAUAUAAAGAAAUUGAAAGAGUCCCUUGCAAGUAAACGAGAGACGUUCUUCUACGGACCUGACUCCUCCAAUUGCUCACCCACAGAGAAGAGAGAGAACCUGAAAUCCAAAAUGUUGAGACAAAUCAGAAGCAAGGAUUACGAGCCACACAAACCGGCCAGUCACAAGACAAGUCUAGAACUGAAAUUGAACAAGUCUCCAAGUCAAUAUGGUACAUACACAAAAUCAACGAAUAUAAAAACCCAUAAACCAUAUUCUUAUGUUCCAACGCCCAUCAGAGGCGCUAUAAUUCAGCCCCAGGUCCUGAAUCCCGACUCAAGUAGCUUCUUCGAGACAUCAUUAUGGAGAAAAGAGAAAGAGAUUUGUAUUUCAAAAAUGCGAAAAAGUAAUCCUGGUGAAUAUCAGUCUGUGUACAUGCCUAAUGGGGAGAUCAACAGAGAGGCCAAGAGAUCACCCGAGAGUAAUGAGACUUACACUAUUAACGGAAGUAAUGAUUCAGAAAAUAGAAAGACUUUCACCAUUACUGACACAUCGCAGGACAUGACUGCCAGCUCAAUGCCAAGGAGUGUGUCCCUUCAAGCCCUCAAAGAUGCGUUGGACAGAGCAACUGACAUCGUAAAAUCUACAACUCCAAAUAUGUCAACUACACCAGUGCCUGUUUCACCUGGAUCGAAUGGUUCUUCUCCAUUCAGGAGCCCAAAAAGCUUUGGCGACGAUAUUGCUAACUCGAGGGAGAAUGAGUCAGUGUUCGAGGAGCUCUACAAAUUAAACGAAAUGACUGAUGAGGAGAUAAAGAGCAUUGAGAGGUCAGCAAGUGGAGAUACAUUUGUUGUUAAUAAUAAAGAUGACAAAACUGGGAAAGAAAAAUCGGAAGGAAAAGAUGAAAAGGACACAGACAAAGCCCAAAAUUGUGCAAAUUCUCAGCGCACAUCUGCUGAGUUCUCCAGGACACUCUUUCAUUGUGCCUCCAUUGCUGAAAAAUCUAUUGAACAGGAUCAAUCGGGCUUGGAGAAGGAUUGGGAACCUGAAACUGUGCUUCAUGAGUCUGUUACUGUUGGGGAGCGGCUUGGAGGCUCUGGCCCCCUCUCUGUAUCUAGCUCAACUGAUAAAUGUAAAGGAGAUGAACAGAAUGAAUCCAAUUUCACACUUUUAGUGUUCGGGGAUAAAAACAAGGAGAAGGGAUGCUUCUCCUGUACAAAGGGGAGUUUAGCUAGGAGACGAUCACUGCCAGCUCACCUGGGACAGUUGAGGAGCCUGAGUAAUACUCCACUGGGCAAGAUACCUAUCAGAAGGAUUGAGCUUCCAGACAAUACAGUCGAGGAUAUCUACAUUGACGAUGAGUUCGGAGACAGUCUGGCUGUGAAUAUGGUACUCCUAAACGAAGAUGAACCAGCAGACGACGAAGAAUUUCUUCCCGACCUUCUUGAACUCUCUGAUGGAUCUCAUGAGUGCACUGAAUACUCAUAAACUCGCCUAUACCUUCAACUCCAAAGCAUAAUUUACAAAAUUGUAGUUAAUCAUUCAUUAAUCAUUUCAUAACUUCACUGAUUUCCAAUUCCUUUGGAAGAUAGAUUAACAAUGAAUAUUUAAAGACUGCCAUGACAUCUGUAACGAAUAAUAUUCUCUCGUCUUUUACAAAUUUAACGUCAAUGAAAUAGAAUUUUUUAAUAGUUUCUUUGAGAAGGAUUAUUUUUAUUAUCUGACAGUCCAAAGUUCAAUGUUUUGUUUUUUUCAUUUUGUCUGUAUAAAUGACGUACUAAGCUGUUUCCUGAUUUUUUUCAUCAUUACCAAACUAGGCUCAGCCUUUAAAAAAACCUGUGAGAUUAUUAUUUCGUAUCAUGUGAAGUCAUAAAUUUCAAUCUUUUUAUUUUCCAUUUAAUUCUUAAGAAACAGUAUUAAUGAUUAGAUGAAAAUACAGAACAAUGACAUCAUUAUACAUAUAUUUGUGAUAUAAAAAGGAAGAAUAAAAUAAAGAUUUUCAAUUCA
Molecule: messenger RNA, 3905 nt
Organism: Diachasma alloeum
Lineage: Eukaryota; Metazoa; Arthropoda; Insecta; Hymenoptera; Braconidae
Exons: 6
Coding region: 219-3386 (1055 amino acids)
Biological process (GO): male meiotic nuclear division; intercellular bridge organization; attachment of spindle microtubules to kinetochore
Cellular component (GO): kinetochore; intercellular bridge; midbody
Molecular function (GO): protein kinase activity; ATP binding
Source: RefSeq, a predicted model, not a curated record